This is a messenger RNA of Melanotaenia boesemani (Boeseman's rainbowfish), 4665 nucleotides long. RefSeq names its product collagen alpha-1(XXVIII) chain-like. Bases 278 to 3892 code for a protein of 1204 amino acids. Gene Ontology annotation, molecular function: serine-type endopeptidase inhibitor activity. The record is from RefSeq and is a predicted model, not a curated record. NCBI's taxonomy places the organism in Eukaryota, Metazoa, Chordata, Actinopteri, Atheriniformes, Melanotaeniidae. The transcript has 36 exons.
AUGAGAGCCAGAGUGAAGACUGAACUUUGGGCAAUGCUGCUGCUGUUACUGAUGGUGUGACUAUAUGGUGUCUAUUUGACCUGCAGACUCUCAAGAAGACGUUCAGCUUAAUACUCUGCACAUGGAAGCCAACUUAUUGUGAAUGAAGAAGCUCUUUUUUAAUUUGUUUGCAUCAUCUUUCUGAAUUUACCCGUUAACGCCAGGAAAGCAACAGUGUUCAUAGUGGAGCAAGUUAAAGAUUUAAGUCUGCAACGUUGUGAGCCUUCUAGGGGGCGUCAUGGUCUCUUCUCUGCAUUGGCUCCUGCUGUUUUGGAGAUUUCAGUGUCUCUGGGCACAAAAUUAUGAAGAAGACUAUGAAGAUGAAACCGUAACCACCAGGAGAAAGAGCAAACUUUAUUCAACAAAUUCCAUACCGCAAAAUGGCAAAUCUCUCAUUGAUGAGGACUGCAGUUUGGAGUUGGCCUUUCUAAUCGACAGCUCAGAGAGCGCCAAGGACAACCACGCCCACGAGAAGCGCUUUGCCACAAGUGUGAUGGACCGGCUCCAGGGCCUUCGGCUACAGACCGGCAGGGGCCUCAGCUCCCGAGCAGCCCUCCUGCAGUACAGCAGCCAUGUCAUCAUAGAGCAGACCUUCAAACAGUGGAGGGGCAUUGAAGACUUCAAGGCCAGAAUUGCUCCAAUUGUUUACAUUGGCCACGGCACCUAUACCACCUAUGCCAUCACCAACUUGACCCGAAUCUACUUGGAGGAGUCAGAUACCAGCAGCAUCAAAGUGGCCAUCCUGCUCUUUGAUGGCAUUUCGCACCCAAGGAACCCAGACAUAUUUUCAGCUGUGGCCGAUGCAAAAAACCAGGGAAUCCGUUUCUUCACGAUAGGAAUCACACGUGAGGCGAAUGAGCCUACCAAUAUUAAACAGCUCCGUCUAAUUGCUAGUUCCCCAGCUUCCCGCUAUCUUCACAACCUGCAGGAUGAUGGCAUAGUGGAAAAAGUUAUCAAGGAGAUUACUCUGCUGGCAGAUGAAGGGUGUCCUCUAUCUUUGAGCAAGUGCGCAUGUGAGAAGGGUGAGCGAGGCCCCAGCGGUCCUGCUGGGAAGAAAGGUCGUCCUGGAGAGGAUGGAAGUCCGGGCCCAAAAGGACAGAAGGGUGAGAGUGGGCUCAGUGGCCUUCCAGGUCGGGAAGGAGCAGAGGGAAAACCAGGAUACAAAGGAGAAAAGGGCGAGACAGGAGAGUGUGGCACACCUGGAAUUAAAGGAGACAGGGGUCCUGAAGGUGUCAUUGGUCCAAGAGGAAAUCGUGGACUUCAGGGUUUGGCUGGUCCACCUGGCGAUAUGGGACCUGAAGGUGUGAUGGGCAAAAAGGGGGAAAGAGGACUUCCUGGGCCACCUGGAAUCCAAGGGGAAACGGGGGUCGGCCUUCCAGGACCAAAGGGUGAUGUUGGUUUCCAGGGGCAACCAGGGCCACCUGGUCCUCCAGGGCUUGGCGAGGCUGGACCACCGGGACCUCAAGGGCCACAGGGAGUUCAAGGAGAAAGAGGACCUAUAGGAGAAGGUCUCCCUGGACCAAAGGGUGAACGAGGUUUGGAGGGGCCGCGGGGGCUCCGAGGACCGCCGGGCGCUGGAAUCAAAGGAGACAAGGGGGAUUUUGGCCCUCCAGGUCUUCCUGGGCCCGUUGGCCUCCAAGGAGCCGGCAUUCAAGGAGAGAAGGGCACGGAGGGUCCGAGGGGACCACCAGGAAGCCGAGGCCCACAAGGAGAGGGAAUGCCUGGACCCAAGGGAGACCAAGGGUUGCCCGGCGAGGUUGGUGCCCCAGGAGAGAGAGGUGCUGGCGAGCCCGGAGAAAAGGGUGAACCAGGAUCACCAGGAGUGUCAGGUCUGCCGGGUCUGCCUGGGGAGGAUGGAGGCCCAGGACAGAAGGGUGAGCCAGGAGCCGUUGGUUUUAGAGGACCAGAGGGGGCACCUGGGAUUGGCACUCAGGGUGAAAAGGGUGAUCAAGGCCAGAGAGGAAUCAGAGGCUUGACAGGUCCACCUGGAAUUGCUGGACCCUCAGGACCAAAAGGAGAACCAGGAUCACAAGGAAGAGCAGGUUCUCCUGGUCCGCCAGGGCGCUUCAUCACCGGACCCAAGGGUGAUCCUGGCCCGAAUGGUCCUCCUGGUCCGGUUGGAGAGACUGGCUAUGGACUUCCAGGUCCAAAGGGUGGCCGAGGUGAUCCAGGCCCUCCAGGUCCAUUCGGUCCCAAAGGAGAUGGCUUCCCAGGCCCCAUGGGCCCUCCUGGUCUGCCAGGACUUCCCGGAGAACCUGGCUCAGAAGGGGUGGGCAUCACAGGCCCAAAGGGGGAUAUUGGAUUCAGGGGGUUGCCAGGUUCACCAGGACCUCCGGGUGAAGGACUCCAAGGCCCUCCGGGGAAUCCAGGACGACCUGGUCCACCAGGACCAACGGGGCCACAAGGACAAGGAGUUCAAGGACCGAAGGGUGAACAGGGGGCCCAAGGUGUGGCAGGGCCAAGAGGGCAACCUGGAGAAGGCUUUCCUGGAGCUAAAGGUGACCGAGGCACUUCAGGCGAGAGGGGGCUCAAAGGAAUCAAAGGAGAAAUGGGAGACCCUGGAGGCCCAGGACAACCUGGUCGAGGAGGUGUUAAAGGUGAAGCGGGCCUCACUAGAGAGGACAUCAUUCGAAUGAUCAGAGAGAUCUGUGGAUGUGGGAUCAAGUGCAAAGAGAGGCCUAUGGAGCUGGUGUUUGUCAUUGACAGCUCUGAAAGCGUGGGCCCAGAGAACUUUGAGAUCAUCAAGGACUUUGUGACCGCACUAGUGGACCGGGUCACAGUGGGUCGCAAUGCCACCAGGAUUGGCCUGGUUUUAUACAGCUUGGAGGUGAAGCUUGUGUUCAACUUGGCCCGCUAUGUCACCAAAGAGGACAUCAAGCAGGCCAUCAGGAACAUCCCAUACAUGGGAGAGGGCACCUACACUGGCACGGCCAUCCGUAAAGCCACUCAGGAGGCCUUCUACAGCUCACGCCUGGGCGUCAGCAAGGUGGCCAUAGUUAUCACAGAUGGGCAGACGGACAAACGAGAGCCAGUGAAACUGGAUAUCGCCGUACGGGAAGCACAUGCAGCCAAUAUUGAGAUGUUUGCCUUGGGGAUCAUAAACACUUCAGACCCAACGCGGCCCGAGUUCCUAAGAGAGCUAAAUCUGAUCGCCUCUGACCCGGACAGCGAGCACAUGCUCCUUAUAGAUGAUUUCAACACUCUGCCAGCUCUGGAAUCCAAGUUGGUCAGCCAGUUCUGUGAGGACGAGAAUGGAGCCUUGAUAUAUAACAGAGUAACUAACGGCUACAAUGGCUAUGGGAACAAUGGCUACAAUGGCAACAGGAUUGGGAGCUACGCCACCAGUGGUUAUGGGUACAGGCCCGUAAAUCAGCCAGAUUCAAGGAAUGGCCAACAGACAGUCUUCAACUCCGGUGGCAGUUCCAACAGCCAAGUAGUCCAGGGUGGAGGAGGGCAGCAUGGUCUCACAGAAACAUUUUCAGGAACUGAGCGCGGGGACACAUUUAACCGUGGCACCACAGACCACAGACAGAUCAGUCCUGCCAGAGAAGACACCUCCAGUAGCCAAGGCUCCUCUUCGUCUUCAUCAUCCUCUUCUGCAAAUAGAACCUCAUCAUUCUCAGGUGUACAGUAUCCAAAGCCAGCUCUUCCAAAAGAAAUGGCACCUUUGGACCCUCUCUGUGGCUUGGUUCUGGAUCAGGGUUCAUGUCGGGACUAUAACAUCCGUUGGUACUACGACAAACAGGCCAAUGCUUGUGCUCAGUUCUGGUACGGAGGCUGCGAUGGCAACAAGAACCGCUUCGACACAGAGGAGGAGUGCAGGAGGACGUGCGUGGUGACCAGAGGAGGCUGAUCGAAGGCAAACAUCUGCUGCAGAUUCAAGGAGGGGAAGCUAAAACCAGCCAUUCUUCAUUCCCAGGCAGAUACAUCAUCACUAAACUUGCUUCCCUCCUCCUGGAUUCAAUGAAAUGUUUUACUUCUAAUUACAGUAAAAAAUAAACCGUUUGUAUUUUUAAUAAUGCAGGCGAUUCUCCGUUGUUUCUACUCAGGAAUACAGAUGAGCUCUUCAGUGUUGCUCCAGCAUCCCACACCUGCACUUUCAUACGUUUUUUAUUUCCAACACAGCCAGAACUGUGAACAUCUCCAUGCAAAAGAUGAUUUAUAACAGCUACAUAAAUACAGAGAAAUAAAUUUCUCUACUUGGAUAAACUCCUAUAGGUCUGCUGGUGUAUAUUCACUAGAGCCAGUAACAAAGCAGAGAGAAGCCUCAUCACUUCAAUAAAACUACUCUUUUCUUUUAUAUAGCUUUAUGUAAAAAAAACAAAAAAAACAAACAGACUUAGUGGAAUUAUUUUGUGCCUUUGUGUGUGUCAUUUGUUAGUUUUAUGGAAGAAAAAUGGGAUGUUUUCUGUUAAUUUUACUGGCAUACACUCUCACACUGCCCUCUACUGGACAAAACAUGUCAUGACACUGAAGUUGCUGCUUCCAGAACGAGCAGAGCUUCAUUCAGAGCUUUUCAUUUAGUCUCCCAGCUGAACUGACUGCAGGGAUGCAUACUCUACUGUACUGUGUUUUACACAAUUAACAUUCAAUGUCAACUAUUUUAAUAAAUCUGAUCUUAGCUGA